Oncorhynchus tshawytscha (Chinook salmon) is the source of this 2182-nucleotide messenger RNA. It is a transcript of the gene tmem121aa, whose product is annotated as transmembrane protein 121Aa. Lineage: Eukaryota; Metazoa; Chordata; Actinopteri; Salmoniformes; Salmonidae. The coding region runs from base 763 to 1731 and encodes 322 amino acids. The record is from RefSeq and is a predicted model, not a curated record. The transcript has 3 exons.
CUGAAAGAGGAGAAACAGUUACUGUGGAUUUGUACAGAACUCAUCACAGGAACAACUCUCUCUGAGGUCUGUCUGAUCAGAAGCGAGUGGGACUCCAUUCUCUCCUCCUCAGUAGAUUCUCUUUAGAAGCCCCACAGUGAAGGCACAGUGAUAUCUUUGGACAAUUGAAGCAAACGCACGCAUUUGCCUCAGGAAAUGUCCUGCUGCUGUUGUCCUCUGCCAGUCCAUGUUGCUUCCGUGAGGACUCGGCCACUACAAAGUCUACAACUGAAGAUAUGUGGUUUUGUCAUUUUCCUAUGGAGCAAUAAAGCCCAGCUACUAUGUUCACUCUAUUACUGAGGGGAUUCCCAGGUUAUGGAGUUGUGUUGUGAGACCGUGAUGUCAGCAGUAGAACAGCAGACUCAAUGGAACUGCGCUGAGAGAGGAAAUGCACCAGUCUGUAUGGCUUAAACAGACCAUAAUAUGUCAUUGCAAUUCUCCCAACCUGAAUUGGUCCCAUUACCCUCUCGGUCCUAGAAGUGUUGUCUUUUCCAAACCAAUCAAUGGAGGACACGUUGCAUUAUUCUAAGGAGUGGGAGUGCAUUCUUCUCAAUAAUAUAAACAAAUCCAAAUGUAUAUGUUAAUCUAGUAGGGAUUGGUAUGGUAUACUUGACUUUUGCCCCUAAAAUAACUUCCUGAACAAACUGUAAAGUAGGACUACAACUUUUGUUUUGGAGGACUACAACAGGAAGUUUAGUAGAACUAUAACCCCCAUUACCCACCAUGGUGUUGCCGCAGCCAGACAAGCGCCAUGUGUGCCUGACCACAAUGGUGGUCAUGACCAGCAUGGCCUUUAUGGAUGCCUACCUAGUCGAGCAGAACCAAGGGCCCAGGAAGAUUGGGGUGUGCAUAAUCGUGCUGGUGGGAGACAUCUGUUUCCUCAUCGUGCUGCGCUAUGUGGCGGUUUGGGUCGGGGCCGAGGUGAAAACUGCCAAGCGUGGCUAUGCCAUGAUCCUCUGGUUCCUCUACAUCUUCGUCCUGGAGAUCAAACUCUACUUCGUCUUCCAGAACUACAAGGCGGACAGGAAGAGCCUGGAGACGGUGGCCCGCAAGGCUCUAACCUUACUCCUCUCUGUGUGCGUCCCGGGGCUGUACCUGGUCCUUGUUGCUCUGGACAGCAUGGAGUAUGUGAGAACCUUCCGGAAGAAGGAGGACAUGCGGGGGAGGCUGUUCUGGGUGGCCCUGGACCUGCUGGAUGUUCUGGACAUCCAGGCCAACCUGUGGGAGCCCCAGCGGACGGGCCUACCCAUCUGGGCCGAGGGACUGAUGUUCUUCUACUGCUACAUCCUCCUCCUUAUCCUGCCCUGUGUCUCCCUGUCUGAGAUCAGUGUCCAGGGGGAGCACGUCUCGCCCCAGAAGAUGAUGCUGUACCCUGUUCUUAGUCUUGUUACCAUAAACAUAGUGACAAUCAUGAUCCGUGGGGUCAACAUGGUGCUGUUCCAGGAUAGUAGGGUUUCCACAAUCUUCAUAGGGAAGAACGUGGUGGCCAUAGCCACGAAGGCCUGUACGUUUCUGGAGUACAGGAGGCAGGUGAAGGAGUUCCCUCCACAGGACCCUAGCAUGGCAGGUAUAGCAUUAGAGCUGCAACAAGGGAACUCUGUGGGUCACAACCACGGGCACAACCAGACCUUGCCCAAUGCCACCACUAGCCUCCCCGACGAACCCUCACCGACCGAGGUCAUAGACACAUGACCCUCGCCCAUGGAUAGUUACAUCCUUUUCACACUGUAAUGCCGAGCGGAUCCAUACUGUGAUGGCUUGGGUAUUUUUUUUUCACACUGUGCUUUCCAGCAACUACCAGCGCAGUACAGCUUGGCUUAGCUUGGCUUAGUAGUGUGAAAAGUGUGGCAAGUGUCUGACCCUGGGCAAAGCUAGACUGGACUAGACUUCUCAGAGCUCAGCUAGACUGAACUAGACUUCUCAGAGCACAGGAUGACCCCAAAAAAGACUGUUUCCGUCCAAUGGGGUGGCAGAAAGAAACAUCAUGUUUCACUGAGUCCGCUCCAGCUCAGGAAAACGGCCCAGCGCCUUGCCAGCCAGCCUACCAGAUGAACUGAUGAGAUCAUUCUGAUAAAGACUGAUGUGUUUUUCUAUUCUAUUGUGUGUGUUUCUAUACUUCUAUAUGGUGGACUAGCAGACAGAC